Messenger RNA from Jaminaea rosea, 1159 nucleotides. RefSeq lists its product as hypothetical. Gene Ontology annotation, molecular function: ribosome binding; translation initiation factor activity. Gene Ontology annotation, biological process: mitochondrial translational initiation; ribosome disassembly. Bases 113 to 967 code for a protein of 284 amino acids. The transcript has a single exon. Gene Ontology annotation, cellular component: mitochondrion. NCBI's taxonomy places the organism in Eukaryota, Fungi, Basidiomycota, Exobasidiomycetes, Microstromatales. The record is from RefSeq and is a predicted model, not a curated record.
CUCGGCCCGAAAGCCAAGCCAAGCCGACACGACACGACCACGAGACUGGACGAGGUGGAUUGCUCUCUUUCCGUCGCAAUCUCCUCCACGACGACGACGAAGACGCACCACGAUGUCAACCAACGCCGUAGCCGUAGCAGCAACGACCAUGAGGGCAGCCGUCUUGGCAGCACGGCCCACCGCUCCAUGGGCCCUCAACGGGGCGACAGCAUCGUCGGCUCCCUCUUCAACGAUUGCUUCCACUUCACGGCUACCGGCGCAGGGCUGCGCACGGCUUCGCGGCUCCAUUGCCCAUUGCCCGCCCCUCGCAGUCGCUCACCGCCACUUCUCAUCCUCACGGUCCAAUCAUGCCGCCGACCUCCGCGACGAGGACAUCCCUUCGCGGAUGAUCAGCCUCGUCCUGCCAGAGGGCGGCCUGUCCGAGAAACCAGUUGACCUUCGCAAGCUCCUCCGAGACAUCGAUCGCAAGGAGUCCUUCGUCGUUCAGGUAGCAGAGGGCGGCGAAGGUCGCUAUCCCAUCUGCAAGAUCAUUAACAAAAAGGCAGCUUACGAAAAGGCCAAAGACCUCAAAAAUCGCGUGCGCUCAAAGACGUCGCAGGAGCGCAACAAGAAGAUGAAUUUGCAGCUGACGUGGUUGGUGACGGAGAAUGACCUCGAGCACAAGGUGAAGACGGCUAGCAGGCACUUUCACAAGCGCGGCAAGAAGGGUCAGGUGGAGAUUGUCAUCGUGACGAGAAAGGGGAUGAAGGCAGGGAGCAUGGACCAGAAGCAGGCCUUCGUUGCGCGCUUACACGAGAAGAUGACGGCAAUCGAAGCAGAAAGCGAGAGUGCAAGUGAUGAGGCCGAGGAGGGAAAACAACCGACUGCGCCGCCGUCAAGACCGCGCGAGACAUUCAAGGUUCAACAAGCCAGAGAGGCCGAAUGGCAGCAGGACCACAAAGUGACAUUAAUUUACGAGGCAGUCUAGAGUAGAGUAUCUCCGGUCACGCAUCUAUUCGUGGCUGCUAUGCACCAUCGCGCCUCGCGCUUACAUCCUCGAGGCAAAAGAAUUGUCCACUUUGGUGUGCGUCCCGCUAGCCGUCUUUCUGAUGCGCCCGCCGUCCUCCGACUCCAACAGAUACAUAUCGCAUGUGACAACGACGAUGCGGCUUCCCAAGCU